AUGUCUAUCCUCUCCAAGUCGUUGGCCGUUUUCCUCCUCGUCAGCAGCAUCGUUGUCUCUGUCGAAGGGAACCCUAUGCCCACCAUUACAAUUGGGUAUCGGAUGGUCAACAAGGACGCAGCCGAGGCCUACAAGAAAAACGGCAACAAGCUCAGCUUUUUGGCCAGUGCUGGCGGGCAGCAACUCGGUCCUGGUGCCUACGUCUCUCCAGCUCCAGGAGAGUGGGUGGGCGAGAUGCAAUGCUUCAUCCAAGCCAAAGCGAGCGAGUGGGCCAACGCCCCCAAGGUCUGGGUCCCUCAGGUCGGGAUCGAGUCCAUCGAGAACGGCAGGGCCAUCUGUGGCACCCCACUCUUCUGGGAGAAGAACCGCGCCAACCGGGAGGAGUACAUCAAAAAGAAGGGCUCCACCCCCGCCAACACUGUAUUGUUUUCGCACAUCGAGAAUGAUCCCAAGAAGGCACCAGGGCCGAAAUUACAGAUGCUCAUCCCCCCGGCGGUUGCCAAUGACCCCAAGUACGACAUCCGCAUCUACUGCUUCCCUACAGGAGACCCCAAGAUUCCGAAGGACCGUGUUUCUUGGGAAUCCUGGGGUAUCAAGGAUUACGGUCAAGAGUGCAAUUCUGGCUCCUCAUCACGAAGCCCUUCUCCGGCUGGGAGCGGAAGUAGGAGCUCAACACCCCCACCCAAGGCUGGUUCCCCUAGGUCCUCUUCACCAAAGUCUGGCUCCAGGUCGCCAUCGCCCGGCCCCAGCAAGAAGAAACGCGACUUGUCGUCGUCUCUCGAUUUGGAAACCCGGGCUAUGCUCGCUUUGGAGAGACGCGCCCUGCAGCGACGCGCAUUGAGGCGUGCUCUAGAAGACGAGAUCUACAAUUGA
Molecule: messenger RNA, 873 nt
Organism: Coprinopsis cinerea okayama7#130
Lineage: Eukaryota; Fungi; Basidiomycota; Agaricomycetes; Agaricales; Psathyrellaceae
Exons: 3
Coding region: 1-873 (290 amino acids)
Source: RefSeq, a predicted model, not a curated record